Messenger RNA from Trichoderma virens Gv29-8, 607 nucleotides. RefSeq lists its product as uncharacterized. The record is from RefSeq and is a predicted model, not a curated record. The transcript is spliced from 2 exons. The coding region runs from base 90 to 509 and encodes 139 amino acids. NCBI's taxonomy places the organism in Eukaryota, Fungi, Ascomycota, Sordariomycetes, Hypocreales, Hypocreaceae.
ACUCCUAUUGCAACAGUACCUCAUUCACUAUCUGAAUUCACUUCCAUUACUGGUUAAAUUUCUGAAGAUUUUUCGCAAAACUCUUUGAAAUGAAGCCCUCAACCAUCUUUAUCUCGGCCAUCAGCUACGUUAGCUUGGCCUCCUCUGCAGCCAUCGCCAACCCUGAUGACAGCUUGAACGCUUUGGAGAAGCGAAGUUGCUUUAAGACUGGGGCCAGCUACGGCGCUGAGAAAGCCGCUGCCAAUAAGGCAGCCCUGACAGCCUGCAGCGGUGCCCUCACGGGCACAUACAGCAAGCGUGAAACCCGCGUUAAAUGCUACCCCAUUGGAAAUAACAAGGUCGUUAUGCUUACCAUUGGCCUCACUGGGAAAAAUGCCCCUUCUUCGCGCACAAUUUAUAGUCAAGAGUGCUUUGACGGCCUUUCGAAGGAAAUCGAAUGUUCAAAGGGAGGCGAUACAACUUACGGCAACUGGCGCUAUAGGGCUGAUCCUAACGAGGGCUCUUGCUAAAUAAUACGAAGUAGUAUUAGCUCCAUAUAUUUUCGAAUAAAACCAAAUAAUAUAGCUUCUACGUACUAGUUAUUUCAAAUAUAUUAUUAGGUACCCGC